GAAUAUUCAUGAGAAAACAAUAUGGCGUCCAUGCUGGUGGUUGUGUACAUCCUCCAGCUAAUUUUACACCACAUAUCCCCAUCAGGAGGGUCAUCGCACUGGGUAGUCACCGAGGAUGGACGAAUUCAAGCUCAGUUGGACACAGUCUUUAAUAUGAAACGGCCCUAUGACUUAGUGGCAUUUAUGAGGCAGGAGGAGCGGUCAGGAAUGCUGGAGAAGCUGAAGGAUGAACUUCUUUCCAGAAAAGAUGAAAUUGAUAAAAAUGAAGACCGAGAUACUGGUUUGGAGCAAAGAUUUUACAAGACCGACCCUGACUGUUUAAUGGCGGUUAAGCCUCUGCCCGAGUUUGAUUUGUACAUUAGCACUGUGUUACCUCUAGAAAACAAGGGUAUUCGCCCUGAAGACCACAUUGAUAUGAAAAAAAAAUUGGAAUCCCCCUUGAAGCCCCCAAAUUGUGAACUUAUAGGAGAUCUGCCGUUCAGUAUGGAUGCCUUUGAACAUUUAGAGGGCAUGAAAGACCGAUUGAGUUUAACUGGCACCCCAGAGCUAGGACUCAAAAAUGCUAUAACAUACCAUGACUCUGUAGAUGAAUACGGUCAUCGUGUGCAGGAGGCCUUACAAGCAAAUACAACUUCAUGGGUGCUGUACAAUAUGGCUGCCUUCUUUUGGCGGAUCAAAGGGGACCCUUACCUCACAAUAGAAUGCCUUCGAAGAGCCCUACACUAUUCACCAAGGAUGCAUAAGGAUGUAGCAUUGAUAAGCUUGGCUAAUGUUCUUCACCGGGCCAGAUACUCUAAUGAAGCAGCCAUUGUAGUUCAUGCUGCAUUGGACGUAUCCAAAGAACUGAAUGUCAAUCACUUCACUCUGGGAAAUAUUUAUGCUGUAAUGGCAGAGUACAAUAAAUCAGUGAUCUGUUUUGAGAACACCCUGAAGAUUCAACCAGAUUUCAAAGCAGCUGCAGAGAGGAAGUAUGCAGUGUUGUGUCAUGCCAAGUUAGAGGCAGCACUAGAAGCACAACACAGGUCUCUCCAAAAAACUUUGAAUGAUUUAAAAGAUUACCAGAGGAAGCACGACUUUUGGCAGCAGCAAAACGAAAAGCUACUUGCAGAGCAGGUACCAGCCAACAUUAAAAUCAACCAACAUGUCGCUCACGAGAGUCUACGAAUGCAACAGGCUAAUGUGGAAAUAGGUGAGUUUUGUCAAAUGGUGGACAGAGAUGGUCGACAAGUGUUAAUGUGUACCUGGGGUAAAAAAUCCAUGGAAGAUGAAAUGGACUUUACCAUGUUUGGAGACUUUGAGCAUGGUGACCUCAUAGAUAUCAAUAAAAGAGAAGAAGAAGAUGUAGAUGAAUCGCCCAUCAUUGACUACUCAAAGCCAGUCAGAGCUCCUCUCUAUACAAAUGAAAAGAAACUGGAAGCUCCAAAAUACAACAACCCGGACAGUGAUUGGCCCGCCAAAGAUGAAUGCGAUACCUAUGUCCAAAAGGUCCCUGACCCCCGCAACCUCUCCACUAUAUAUCUCAGUCCAGAAAACAAGGGCUUCGAGGUGAAAGCAUUGCUGACAGAGGCUCAGAACUUGCAACAAGAGGAUGAGCACCCCUUGCCCUGGUACCCUCCAGUUUGUGUCCCCCUGAUGGAGGUCCCUGAGGGUCAAAAGAAAACCUAUGACCACAUCAAGUCUGUCACCUAUGAGGAGAGGACCAGGAUACCAUUAAAGUUGAAUGACCCAUCCAUGCUUCCUAUUUUACUUUCACAUGUUAAUGAUGGGAUUGCUAUAGAAGAGAUAGGACAAAGACUUUUAACGGCUUUAAAACAGAAAAUAGGUCCUGGUUGGGUGCUGUAUAACUUGGCUGGCCUGUACUGGAGGAUCAUCGGUAACAACUACCAGGGGGUCGAGUGUAUCCGGCGCUCACUGUACCUAGUCCCAGAGGAGUACAAGGACGUACCGCUAGUGAACCUGGCCAACAUUCUGUACCGCUGGGGGAGGUUUGAGGAUGCAGUGACGGUGAUGAGGGACGCCCUAGCGGUCAAUGAUUUGGAGCCGGAGUCUCAUUAUUUCUAUGCAAACCUCCUGUGGGCAACAAAGAACUACACAGGAGCUGUCAAACAUUAUGAAAAGUCCCUGGAUAUUUUACCCGAAAGUCAGGACACAUUCAACAAUCUCCGGGCCAUCAGAUGUUACCUUAAGUUUCAUCAUGCCGCCCAGAGUGCUGUUGCAGCCAAGCAGUCCAAGAACCAGGGCUGUCCGUCACGGAAUAAAGGGGGCGGGGCUACCGGUAACCAGGAGACAGAGAGCAGAGUCAUCUGUAAAAAUGAGAAUGGGGAGGAGAAGUGUGUGAUAGAGACCCGUAGUCGGACCAAGUCGGGUGAGUGUAAUGGCCACUGUACCCAGACCUGCACUGUCACCCCCAUCAAGUUUGACAGCUGCACAGGACAAGAUGGGCCUUUAGCAGGGGGCUGCUCUCAGAAAGGACCAAGCCAGCCAUUUCCGAACAGUGGAGAAGAGCCACAAUUAGGGGGAGAGUUUCCUUUGCGGCUAGAUGAAGUCAGUGAACAUUAUUUAUCAAAGUCUCUCUGUGAAGGGGAGGAGUGUAAUCAUCUCAAAGUACAGCAUGGAGGACAAAGGUAUCACAUUAAACUGGAAGUUGAGAAUGGAAUUCUCCACCAGAAGUUAAUUUUCUCUCAGUCCAUAGAAGAAUUGUAUGUAGAGCUGCAUGAAUGUGUCAUUUUUAAUGAUGGCACAAAGUCCCCUGGAUGCAGCAGACCGGAAUAUAAAAAUUACUUGCACAACAUUAUCACCAACAAACUAGACUAUGAGCAGGUUGAGCUCAUUCUGAUGGAGCAUCUAAAUGCCCAAAAUGACCCCAAACAGCAGACCAAGUGUAGCGGCAGUAAAUCCCAGAGUUGUAGCUGUUCCCAGACCCUGGAUGUCAAACCCCCAAAAGGACCAGUGGUAGAGAAGAUAGAAAAGUUUACCCUGGCCUGGGACAGCGAGGAAUCCAAUCCGAACGAACCGGAUGUAUCCGACGGGAAAGAGGCGGAAACCAUACUUGUGGAACAGCUGCCAGACAGCGAGCUGCCUGAUACCACCCACCACAUAGGACGGCGCUACCACAUCGCCAUGCCAUCUGUAGAGGAGUGUCAGAGCAUGCCCAAAGUGGACUUCACCGAGUUCACCAGCACUUUCCUGUGUGUGUCGGCAAAAGGGAUAGACUUGAGGAAGCACAUUGACUUUGAGACGGUGAUCAAAAGGAACCUUGAGGAGCCUGUGUGUAUUACUGACUUUCACAGUGCGCUAGAGCUUGACAUGCUGCCGGGGGUCAGGAAUAAAAAGCACCUCCACUACCACCCUGAGACCGUUCUGAAGGAGGUGCUGCAGAAGCUGGGUGGGGGAGGAGACAAACAGCCAGUGGAGGUGAUCGGCACCAGGAUUGCCCAGGCUCUCAGGAAGAACAUGACAUCCUGGGUACUGGCGAGCACAGCUGCCCUCUAUUGGAGGGUAGAAGGGGAUGCCAGCCGUGCCAUCGACUGUCUACGGCUGGCACUGACUACAGCACCCCCAGAUGUGCAAGACACAGCCUUGAUCAGUGUUGCCAACAUUCUGCACAGGUCUGGAUACUUGAAUGAUGCCAUUGUAGCCACAAACAUGGCACUGGAUGUCCCAGUCAAGCUGGUAGUCAGCCACUUCACCAUGGCCAAUCUCUAUGCAGCAAAGGGUCAGUGGGAUAAAGCCACGAUGUUCUAUGAAUCAACCCUUGGUCUUCAGUCCUCAUUUACAGCAGCCAAGCAGAGGCUUAAAAAAAUUAAAUGUCGGUUUGUAAUGCAAAGACCAGAGAACCAAUCUGGAAAGAUUACGCGACCCUGAACCAGUUUAGGAUGGUCCAGUCACUCUAGUGAGCGCCACAGCUCUCGGUGAAGCAGUAUUUUUUUUAUAUCUACAAAGUCACUGUUACUCGUGUUGAUGAACAGGGUUUAUAUAUUACAUUGUACUCUUUGUUUCAACAGUCCCAAUUAUAAGUGCAUGUAGUUGAAAAGCCUUAGAUUGUAUUUUUGCAAAAGGGUACUAUGUAUAAAUGGCAAUAUAUUAUUUAUAUUUUUAAAGGUUGAAUUAUAUGUAUCUUUUGCUAAUACAUUGUAUUUGAAAAAUACCUUUUGCAGUACAUAUUGCCAAUUUGAAAGUAGAAGUGGUCUGCAUUGAUUAAAUUAAAAAAUUGUGUUAUUUUGCAACUUUUGUUUUUGAAACUUUUAAGGUGCUUGUUAUUUAUCAUUUCAGUUGCUAUAUUGUGAUUAAUGAAGUUAAACUUGCUGUGAUGUGUCUGAUCUCAUUAACUUACAAGUUGUAGAUUAAGUCAGUCUUUUUUACAUCAAGGUUAACAAGUCUGUUCAAGUCAAACCAUGAUUCAUAUGGAAGGACAGUCUAUGUAUUGAUGGGGGUCAUUAUGUACAUAUACCGGUAGUUUACACAAAUGUACGGUACUGUUCAGAUGUUCUGAUGAUUAACAAACCUUUAUGUAGUCUUUACAUAUACACACAUGGAAUGAAAAAUUGAUCCCUGUUCUUAAACUGUCUUCUUCUUACGUACAUUUUCAAUGUAUCUGUAAAAUUUUUGUGUCUUGGAAAUUAAGAUAAGGAUUACUUUAUUAUAAUUAAGUCAUGAUAUGGUAUUGAACAACCUUAUCUUGUUGACCUUCAUAAAUGAAGUCAAUUUUUGAAGAAAAAAAAGUGUGCUAUGUUAUUGUAAGCUUAUAGUGUUUAAAUUAUAAUUAAUUACAUAACUUAAUUUACAUAUACAUGUAACUAUACAUGCACAUAAAGAUAUCACAAUACGCAAAAUAUUCAUGUGCCAACUUUAAUUUCUUUUCGUUUGUCAUGCCUACCUAGGACUGAAAAUAUUUUAGGAAGAAGUUAACUGAGCGAUAUUUCAAUUAGUGCUUAUGUUAUUUCAUUAUUAUAUAAAUAGUGCCUGUUUGGGAGGGUAACAGUUGAAAUUGACACCCCAAGAAAACCAUUGUCAACCGACGCGAAGCGGAGGUUGACAAUGGUUUUCGAGGGGUGUCAAUUUCAACUGUUAUCCUCCCAAACAGGCACUAUUUAUUUUGUUAUACUGAAUGUCUUUUUUAAAAUUUUUAAGAAAAUUUUACUGCUUUUAUAUAGGAAUAACGUGAAUUCUACAGCGAACCGUACGCGCAUAAAUUUCGCGCAUGUAACAUUUUUUAAUGUUACCCGUUGCCAAGUGCGUUGCUAACGCUGAGGGUAAUAGUAAAUAUUAUUAACUGCGUCUUAACCAAUCAGAUUUCAGUAUUUAACAUGAAAGUAUAACAAUAUAAUAUGUGUCAUGGCAAGGGAAUUAUGGUUCAAUUAUCAGUAAUUAUAUGUAGCUACAAACCAGGGAUUAUUUCCACAGCAAUACAGGGGAUUAGGUCAUCACAGCUUUGUGAGGGAAUACAUCUAGCAACCCAGUAAUUUUAUAUAUCUCAUAAGGAAAAAUCUAUAAUUAUAUUACUAGUACCGGUAGUUAUGUAUUUACAGUAUGUUUUGAAUUUAAUGAUAUUUUAAUCAAAAAUUGAUUUCAAAAUAGGAGGGGGGGGGGGGGUACUCAUUCAUAAUUUGAAAAAGUUGACUUUACACAUGCAUGAGCAUAUAUAUUUUUCUCUCAGCCAACCAUGAAACUUUGGUAGUACGUUUCACAAGUUUUAGUCAUUAUUUUUGUAUAUGGACAUAUUUGAGAGCAUGUUCAACAAUCUAGACAAUCAGAUUGAAUUUUACUUCAGCGUCUUCUUUGAAUUGAAAUAUGCAUUGAAUACAGGUACCUAGAUAUUUACUAUACAGUAAUACAUGUAUAUGCAUUGUAUUUUAUUUACUGUAAAGUUUCCCUCCAUGCUGAAAACCCUGUUAUCAUUUUCACGUUAUUUAAUGUUUUAAGUUUAAUUACACGGAUAACUUUUAAUAGAAACAUUUGUCUGGUAACAAAUGAUGAACAUUCUACUCGGCAUUUUUAGUCUUGCAUUUCUGUAUAUAAAACAUCUUUAUGUAAAUAUAUAAAGAUAUAUUGCAACAGAUCAAAUGAUUUAAUUGCAUCCUUCAUAACUAUCUUUAUUAAUGUACUUAAUAGGUUGUUACAAUGCAUAUUGUAUAGACAGUACAGGUUUUUCUAGAAGUUAAAUUUUUAUACUUGCCCGUAUUUUUGAUAUGAAAUAUUAAGCAAUAUCUAUUGAGAAUUUUUGCUAAAUAUUCCUUUCAGUAUCUAAAGCUGAUCACAUUAGAUAGGUGUUCCGGAGGUUUGAAAAAGUUGACAUGAUUCAGAUCAGAGAUUUAUUAUGAGUCAUUCGGGAUAUGAAGGUAGCAACAUUGCAGAAAAAGUACAUAACCUGCGUUAGCUGCCUAUUUAAAUUUUUUCUGCAGUAAUCGCGACCUCCAUAACCCGCAUAAGUCACCAAAGAAAGCAUAUUACUGUUUAUAUUAACGUCUUUCUUUUAACUAAUUAAUAAAUUGAUUACGAAAAUAAGUAAGAUUCUCUAAAUUACUGUUAAUGUACAUAUUAAGUACGUCAGCUAAAAGAAACAGCCAAAUCUUUGAGUCUGACAUCAUCAUGAUUGUUUUGUGCAGUCCGUGAUAUUUCUUAUGUUGCUGUAGGUUUUGACCAUUCAAUAAAUAGGGCGUGUCAAUUUUAGUCCUGUCACUUUAUCGUCAGUUUCAGCCGCUGUAGAUUUUGACCAAUCGAUAAAUGGGGCAUGUAGAUUUCAGUCUGGCUGUUUCUAGCUAUGAAUUAACUGUAAGUUUUAUUAAGAAAUAGAGGGAAAAAUAAAUAAUAAUAAAAAUAUUGUGUUAUUUAUUUAUGUAUCAACUUCAUUUUAAUGUGUUUACAAAAUUAUAGUUAAUAAUUAGUUGUCAUUCAUUUUCACUCCAGUUUUCAGUCUUUUUAUACUUGUCACCAAUAUGUUGCCAUUUUUUUUUUCAUUAUAUAGUCAGUAUAGCAUAAUAUGCCAUAAACAUACAACUGUUUCCAAAACAGUUCCAGUCCAAUGUUCUCUGAUGAGCAUAAUUAAUGCUUAAUUUUUAAUGAUUAUGUUUCUCAGUCUGUAUUAUAAUUGUGUGGCCUGAACUGGUUUAUAUACAGAUAUAUGAUGAUUAUGAAUUUAAUUUUUUUUGUAACUCACUUGCAAAUAAAAGAAAAAAGAAUCUU
Magallana angulata is the source of this 7182-nucleotide messenger RNA. RefSeq names its product tetratricopeptide repeat protein 17-like. The coding region runs from base 22 to 3864 and encodes 1280 amino acids. Gene Ontology annotation, cellular component: cytoplasm; actin cytoskeleton. Gene Ontology annotation, molecular function: protein binding. The transcript has 26 exons. Lineage: Eukaryota; Metazoa; Mollusca; Bivalvia; Ostreida; Ostreidae. The record is from RefSeq and is a predicted model, not a curated record. Gene Ontology annotation, biological process: actin filament polymerization.